AACUUGGCCAAUGAACAGCGAAAGUGGGAGGAACCGAGGACGCGCUUGAGAAACCGCCCUUUACCACAGUAUAAGAGGGCUUUUACAGCAGAUCCUCUCCACAAACCCGCAGUAACACAAACAGUGAGCCACAGGAUACAGGCUUCUGCUCAUGCGAGACAUUCAUCAUUAGAGUCAAUGAGGGGAACGCUGGUGCUCAUAUUCCAGGCUCUGCUAUGGCCUGCCAUCUCAGUUUCAGGCCUGUUUACUGUGAAUGUACAGAAGAGCUCUUACGAGGCAGAGCUGCACGGGGACGUCGAGCUGGUGUGUGUGUUCUCCGAUGUUAAACAACCCUCAAACCUCACCGUCAUAUGGACCCGCAUCAACCCGAAGCCAGAUGUGGACGUGUAUCGGCUCGAGAAAGGCAGAGAAAACCAAAUUUACACCAAUGAUGCGUUCAAAAAGCGGGCGCAGCUCAUCCAAGAACAGCUGAAGGAAAACCGAGCGGUUUUACACUUGAAAAAGCUCCAGAUAAAAGAUUCGGGAACAUACCGGUGUAUCGUAAAAGAGGGAGAUGAGGGAGACUACAAGCAAGUCACGCUCAAUGUUACAGCUCCUUAUACUCCCAUCAAGAAAAGCGUGAGGAAAACGGGUCAGGAUGAAGUGGAGCUCUCCUGUGAGUCUCAGGGGUUCCCGUCACCUCAGGUUUUCUGGAGCGACGGUCAGAACACAAACCUCACGGAGACGUCCAAAAGCUCAACGCUCCAUACAGAUGAGGAUGUGGUCAAAGUGUUCAGCACGCUGACGGUGAGACGAGAUCUCGUGAACAACUACACCUGCUCUUUCCUCAGGAGCGGCGAGGUCCAGCAGACGGCCUCCUUCAGCAUCCCAGAUGAAGUCCAUCAUGAAUGCUCAGCUCAGUACGCGUGGAUCGGAGCCGUGGUCAUCGUGCUGUUAGCCAUAACCUUCAUCUACGUCAUUCUGCGCAGGAGGAGCAACGGUACUUUGAUAAUAAUUUUUUUUAAAAAUCAUGAUAUAUCUAGUCUUUGACCUAUACCAUAGUAA
This is a messenger RNA of Pimephales promelas (fathead minnow), 1044 nucleotides long. Lineage: Eukaryota; Metazoa; Chordata; Actinopteri; Cypriniformes; Leuciscidae. The record is from RefSeq and is a predicted model, not a curated record.